AUGUCUCAACCACCACAGCAGCCCCAGGACGACGCCGAACACGCUGCUGCUCAUGGCGACAACGGCCAAGCGUCCCCUGCCCCAUUGCCCAACGACCACGACCCCUUGUCGACAUCGGACACGGCCACAGGCACCACCGACUUUGCUGCCGCUACCCCAAACGCGGACAACAUCUCGCUGCCCCCCAAUGCUGCAAGCGAUGUCGGUCCCUACUCACCCUCGGCGGCAGCGAUGAGUCCGUCUGGCCACGACCGUGUGUUUCCAAUACGGAGUGUCGUCUCGGUUGACCCUAAUCCUACGUCAACACCGAAGUCUACCCCAACUGGACAAUACACCGGCGACUACUUUCACUCGUACUCUCGGGCGAGCGACUCGCGCAGACCCUCGGGCUCCACAGUGUCAAACGCCUCGCACGUAUCACAACGGAAUCCAGGCCCUCGAUCGUCGACAUCUGCAAACACCCCCCGAGGAGAAGCAGCACCGCAGGCGCGACAAGGUGCGAAUCUGUCUACACCACAGAAGAUAGAUGCAUCAAAGCUGCAGCUUCCGGCGUCUCUUUUCAAAGAAAUGGCCUCGUCGAGUCCUGCAAAUAGCGUGGAGGAUAGUCCAUCACCUUCGAUCAGGACAGCGGAUCGGCCUUCCUCGCCCGGAGGUGGAUCAAUCCGUAGCAAUCUGAGCGCCGCCGGCGACAUGGGCAAUCUGAUUACACCCCGCUUCAAGCACGUAGUCACUGAGGGAGGACACAUGGUCAUUACUGGCCGAGAGGGCGAGACACUGCAGCGCUGCGAGGACGAACCAAUCCACAUACCGGGAGCUGUGCAAGGAUUUGGUCUUCUUGUUGCGCUGCAGGAGGAUCCGGACGGCAGCGGAGGCCUUCUCGUUCGUGUGGUAUCGGAAAACUCGAAAAGAUUCCUUGGACGCACACCGAAAGAGCUCUUUGCGCUGGAGAGUUUUACAGACAUGCUGUCAGAAGAGCAGGCCGACAACCUCCUCGAUCACAUUGACUUCAUCAAAGACGAGGACUCGGACGUUCUGACAAACGGUCCAGAGGUUUUCACAAUGUCAAUCAAGGUACCAGGAGUUUCACGGACCCGCAAACUCUGGUGUGCCGUCCACGUCAACGACACAAAUCUAGGACUCAUCAUCUGCGAGUUUGAACUCGAAGAUGAUCCGCAAUUCCCUUUGGUGCCAUCGAACGAAAUGACACCUGAGCUUCCGGAAGAUACGUUAGCGAGCAACCCGACCGAACAAGAAUAUCUGGAGAGUACCGAGAUAGGAAGCCGGCCCCUCAGAGUAUUGCGAAGCGCUCGAAAGAGAAAGGGUGAAGCUGCUGCUAUGGAGGUUUUCAACAUCAUGUCGCAGGUGCAAGAGCAGCUAGCAGCAGCACCUACCCUGGACAAGUUUCUCAAGGUUCUAGUUGGUGUUGUCAAGGAACUGACGGGAUUCCACCGCGUCAUGGUCUACCAAUUCGAUCAGACAUUCAACGGACGGGUCGUCACUGAGCUUGUCGACCCCCGGGCCACGAAAGAUCUCUACAAAGGACUGAAUUUCCCUGCCUCGGAUAUACCAAAGCAGGCCAGAGAGCUGUACAAGGUCAACAAGGUUCGCAUGUUAUACGACCGUGACCAGGAAACCGCCAGGCUGGUCUGUCGUACUGCGGAAGACCUGGAGCUGCCCCUAGACCUCACCCAUUCUUAUCUCCGCGCCAUGUCGCCAAUUCACUUGAAGUACCUGGCGAACAUGGCUGUUCGCUCUUCCAUGUCGAUUUCUAUCAAUGCAUUCAACGAGCUGUGGGGCCUGAUCGCUUGUCACUCAUACGGUGCUCGCGGCAUGCGCGUCUCUUUUCCAAUCAGAAAGAUGUGCCGCAUGGUCGGCGACUCUGCAUCACGAAACAUCGAGAGACUGUCCUACGCAUCGCGCUUACAGGCCAGGAAACUCAUCAAUACCGUGCCAACACAACACAACCCAUCCGGUUACAUCAUCGCUUCCUCGGACGAUCUAUUGAAACUUUUCGACGCAGACUUUGGGCUGCUGUCAAUUAGAGACGAAACGAAGAUCCUCGGCCACAUGGAGAACUCACAAGAAGCUUUGGCCAUGCUGGAGUACUUGAGAAUGCGCGAGAUCCAGGCUGUUAUGACUUCCACGGACAUCACAGAGGAUUUCCCUGACCUUCGAUACCAACCUGGAUUCCACACCGUCGCCGGUAUGCUAAUUGUUCCCUUGACAACUGGUGGGAAGGAUUUCAUCGUCUUCUUCAGAAAAGGCCAGCUGCGCGAAGUCAAAUGGGCGGGUAACCCUUACGAAAAGUUCAUCAAGGAGGGCACCGAAGGUUACCUAGAACCCAGGAAGAGUUUCAAAACAUGGUCUGAGACUGUCGUUGGCAAGUGCCGAGAGUGGACAGAAGAAGAGGUGGAAACGGCCUCGGUGCUGUGCCUGGUCUAUGGCAAGUUCAUCGAGGUAUGGAGACAAAAGGAGGCAGCAUUGCAGAACAGCCAAUUGACCCGACUGCUGCUUGCAAACUCGGCACACGAAGUCAGGACACCACUUAAUGCCAUCAUAAACUAUCUCGAAAUCGCUCUGGAAGGGUCGCUGGAUACGGAAACACGAGAGAACCUGGCGCGAUCGCACUCGGCAUCCAAGUCGCUCAUUUACGUCAUCAACGAUCUGCUGGAUUUGACAAAGACCGAGGAAGGCGGGCCGUUAAUCAAGGGAGAGUCUUUUGAGCUGAGCGCGACAAUCAAAGAAGCGACAGACAUGUUCCGUGGAGAUGCCAGACGCAAGAACAUCGAAUACGAAGUCACCGAGCAUGAAGGCCUGCCAAAGUCGUGCAUAGGCGAUCAGCGUCGAGUGAGGCAGGCCAUCUCGAACAUCGCUGCAAAUGCCAUCCAGCACACCAGUCAAGGAGGUGUCAAGAUCGAAGCCUACGUCGCAUCGAGACCCAGGAAAGACCAUGUCGAGGUUGAGAUUGCCGUCACUGACACAGGCGUCGGCAUCAACCCCAAGCGGCUCGAUCAACUGUUCUACGAUCUUGAGCAGGUUCAGUCGGAGCCUGCCUCAGCCCUGGAGGAUGCCAUCGUUCCCGACCCUAAGCAAAUAAAGCAACAGGGCGACAAAACUGCACUUGGCCUUGGGUUAGCUGUUGUGGCACGGAUCAUCCGAAACAUGAACGGACAGCUCAGGAUCCGGUCGGAGGAAGGAAAGGGCACUCGAUUCGUUGUUCAGUUCCCAUUCGAUCUGCCAAAUGAUGCAGAGCUCCCUGACGAUGCAGGGGUCGAAGGCUUAUCGCCACCAGCAGACAGCUCGCAAUCUGGUAGUAUCACACCGCUCCCUAAUCGGCAAUCUCUAGGCAGCCCCGUGCAAGUCGCAGGCGAGCGCACUUUGAUCUCACCAGCAAUGUCGCGCCAUGACUCGGGCGGCACUACUGUAAAUGGCAACAACAUCAUCCAUCAUUCAGUGGCCAGCAGAAGACAGAGCGCAGACAGUUUAAAGAGCAAGGCUAGCUUACGAAGCUUCCACAGCGGCAUGAGCGCAUCUACGCAGGAAAGCGCACGGAGUGAUGUGGACAGGUUAAUCGACGAUCUCCAAGCGCCACAUCUGGUCGAGAGGCGGAGAAGAGAGGGCCACCUCACUCCCAGCGCGCGAUCGUUACGACCUUCUCUCACCAAGCACAACAGUAUGGACCCUGGGUCGCCACCGCGAAGGAGAUCUAAAAGCCUCGAGAUGGCAGAAGGGCGAGUCGUUAUUCCGCCUCACGAGAGAGGUAUGGACACCACGACUCCCGGCCAACAGACUAUCGCUUUCUCUUCCCAGCCGCUGAGGGCCGUUCGUUUGCCGGAUGAUGGCUCACCGUCCUCUGAACAAAGACCAGGCUCCAUUCUCGGGGAGGUCCACGACGAGCCAAAGGAGAUAUCGCCUGCUCCUACGCAUGCUGAAAAGCUGACGUCCGAGUACAUGCGCGUGCUUGUAGCGGAGGAUGACCCAGUCAACAGUCGAAUUGUUAAGAAGCGGUUAGAGAAGAUGAAGCAUGACGUAUAUCUGACCGUCAACGGUGAGGAGUGUGCGUCUGCGUUCGGCGAGAAACCAAAGGCCUUCGAUGUCGUUCUCAUGGACAUGCAGGCAGGUCUUCCUCCCCUCGGCCCUUCCGUCUAUACUAAUACAACCCCAGAUGCCAAUCGUCGACGGACUGACCUCCACGAAGAUGAUCCGUUCUUACGAGAAAACACACACCAACAUCUACUCCCCGCGCGCUGCUCUCUGCGGCCGCGUACCCAUCGUCGCCGUGUCUGCCUCGCUAAUCGAAAGGGACCGCCAACAAUACAUCGACGCCGGCUUUGACGCGUGGAUCCUGAAGCCAAUCUCCUUUGACCGCCUGAAUAAGCUCAUGGCUGCCAUCGUCGACAAGGACAUUAGAAAAGAGUGUUUGUAUGAGCCGGGUGCGUGGGAGAAGGGCGGCUGGUUCCACGAGGGCCAGGCGAGCGUUGAAGAGGUCGACACAAAGCCGACGAAUGAACCUCCGAUUGGGAACCCAAGUGAAAUGGUCAAGGAGGCCGCGGAGGAUGCGGAGAAUCCCAUGGCGGGUGAAGAGAACGAGGAGGGGAGGCAGCCAGAAGAGCAAGAGCGACUGUUGCAGAAGCAGGAGGAGGAGCGGACCGAAGAAGACGAGAAGAAGAAUGAAGAAAUCCGUCACGCGGACCCGGCGGACGCAGCGGGCUGA
Ascochyta rabiei is the source of this 4714-nucleotide messenger RNA. RefSeq lists its product as uncharacterized. The coding region runs from base 1 to 4335 and encodes 1444 amino acids. The record is from RefSeq and is a predicted model, not a curated record. Lineage: Eukaryota; Fungi; Ascomycota; Dothideomycetes; Pleosporales; Didymellaceae. Gene Ontology annotation, molecular function: phosphorelay sensor kinase activity; protein binding. The transcript has a single exon. Gene Ontology annotation, biological process: regulation of DNA-templated transcription; phosphorelay signal transduction system; detection of visible light.